AUGCCAUCUCAACCCUCUCCUCGCGAUGCAGCUCAGUUUCAAGGCGGCGAUGUCGCCUUCAUCCUCGUCGCUGGCAUCCUAGUGUUGUUCAUGGUCCCUGGUUUAGCAUUCCUGUAUUCCGGGCUGGUGAGACGUAAGAGCGCGCUUGGUCUCAUAUGGGUCGUUUCUGGUGCCAAUGCCGUUACCAUUUUUCAAUGGUUCUUCUGGGGCUACUCGUUGGCGUUUUCGUCCAGCGCGACCAAUGGAUUCAUUGGUGAUCUGAAAAAUUUCGGUCUGCGAAAAGUGUUGGGGGAUCCUUCACCUGGUUCCCCGCUCAUUCCAGAGCUUCUCUAUGCUUUCUUUCAAAUGGAAUUUGCGUGUGUCACAGCUGCGAUCCUUAUGGGCGGCUUUGCAGAGCGUUCUCGGAUCCUGCCCGCGAUGGUCAUCACGUUUCUUUGGGUAACACUCGUCUAUUGUCCAGUGGCUUGCUGGGCUUGGUCAACCAACGGAUGGGCUUUUAAGUGGGGCGUCCUCGAUUUUGCAGGCGGAGGACCAGUCGAAAUCGGAAGUGGUGUUGGCGGCCUCGCGCUUGCUUGGGUCCUCGGACGCAGAGGCAAAAAUGAGCUGCUGCAUUUCCGCCCGCAUAACGUGUCGAUGGUCAAUCUAGGCACCUUCAUCCUCCUGUUUGGAUGGCUUGGGUUCAAUGGAGGCUCUGCCUUUGGCGCAAAUCUCCGCGCCAUCACGGCGAUAUGGAACUCGUUGCUUGCCGCAUCGUUUGGAGGAAUGACCUGGGUGCUACUUGACUUUAGGCUGGAGAGAAGAUGGAGCAUGGUCGCUUUGUGUUCCGGUACCAUUGCGGGUCUUGUGGCAGCAACACCAUCAAGCGGGUUUGUCCCACCUUGGGCUAGCAUCGUAGUGGGGAUUCUAUCUGGAGCGUUGUGCAAUUUCGCAACCCAGCUCAAGUUCCUGCUGGGCAUAGACGACAGUCUUGAUCUGGCUGCUGAGCAUGCUGUAGGCGGAAUUGUUGGUCUGUUGUGCAAUGGCCUUUUCGCAUCAGCUGAUGUCAUCGCUCUGGACGGAAUCAACACGUCCGUUCCGGGUGGAUGGAUCGACCGCAACUUCAAGCAGCUGUACAUCCAACUUGCUUAUGUCGUCGCCUGUUCAGCGUAUGUCUUCGUUAUGACGGCAGUGAUUGUCAAGGCGGUUGAUAUGGCGGGGUUGAAGCUGAGGCUGACACCAGAAGAAGAGAAGCUGGGCAUGGAUGAAGUGGAGAUCGGCGAAUUCGCCAGCGACUACAUCGAAAUCAGAAGAGAUCUCAUGGAUGAUCCGUCGUUUGCGUCACAACAGUCACAGGAGAGGGCUGCGCCAGUUGCAGCGGGCGACAGGCAUGCUGCCCCAGACCUCGACAUGGCGUCUGACCAACAAAGCGGGGAGCAAUCGGAGUCAGAUGGGCGGGCAGCGGUCGAUGAGAAAAUGGAAUAA
Molecule: messenger RNA, 1461 nt
Organism: Mycena indigotica
Lineage: Eukaryota; Fungi; Basidiomycota; Agaricomycetes; Agaricales; Mycenaceae
Product: Ammonium transporter
Exons: 17
Coding region: 1-1461 (486 amino acids)
Biological process (GO): ammonium transmembrane transport
Cellular component (GO): plasma membrane
Molecular function (GO): ammonium channel activity
Source: RefSeq, a predicted model, not a curated record